Molecule: messenger RNA, 1356 nt
Organism: Lagopus muta (rock ptarmigan)
Lineage: Eukaryota; Metazoa; Chordata; Aves; Galliformes; Phasianidae
Product: transmembrane ascorbate-dependent reductase CYB561
Exons: 7
Coding region: 211-969 (252 amino acids)
Cellular component (GO): lysosomal membrane
Molecular function (GO): oxidoreductase activity
Source: RefSeq, a predicted model, not a curated record
CUCCUGGCUCAGACGUUGUCACUGCAGGGCCUGGUGCUGGCAGCACACGCAGCCUGGUCCAAGACGCUGCACAGCAUAGACAGGGACAGAGGUGGCUCUGGGGCUGUGACUUGGUGGCCCUCAUUGACGGGACCUGGAGCAGUGGCUGUGCCUGGUGGAGGUGGCUCUGAUCCCUGCAGAUAACCCGGCACAAAGUGGCUGCAGGUCGCCAUGGAUGGCACCCCAUCACCUUCCAGCCCUGCCGGGCUCUCGGCUUACGUGGCUGUGUCACAGCUGCUGGGCCUGACGCUGCUGGCGGCCACGGGAGCCUGGCUGGGCCGUUACCGGGGUGGCGUGGCCUGGCAGAAUCCGCUGCAGUUCAACGCCCACCCGCUGUGCAUGGUGUUGGGCAUGGUGUUCCUGCAGGGGGACGCUCUCCUGGUGUACCGGGUGUUCAGGAACGAGGCCAGGCGCUCCACCAAAGCGCUGCACGCACUGCUGCACGGCCUGGCACUGCUCAUCGCGCUCGUUGGCCUCGUGGCCGUCUUUGAGUCGCACCGUGCCAAAGGCAUCUCCAACAUGUACAGCCUGCACAGCUGGUGCGGGAUGGCUGCCUUUGUGCUCUACCUCCUGCAGUGGCUCCUGGGCUGUGGCUUCUUCCUGGUGCCUGGCAUGUCCUUCUCGCUGCGUGGCCGUUACAAACCCCAUCACGUCUUCUUCGGCAUCGCCCUCUUUGCCUUCUCCAUCGCCACCUGCCUGUUGGGCAUCACUGAGAUGUUGCUCUUCAACAUCAGGGACUCCUACAGCCACUUUGUGCCAGAGGGAGUCCUGGCCAACGUGCUGGGGCUGCUGCUGGUGGCCUUCGGGUUGGUGGUGGGCUACGUGCUGACACGGGAUGACUGGAAGCGGGCACCGCUGGCCGAGGAAAUGGCCCUCUCCAUGGACUUCAAGACACUCACGGAGGGUGAGAGCCCUGGAGGCAGCCAGUGAGGCCCCCAGCUGCCCGGUCCUGGUGGAUGUUGGAUGUCUCUGCGUGCCCCAGCUCCAUGCCCAGUAUUGGUGAGCAGAGCCUUCGCUCGGGGCUCCCUCUGCAUCUUCUGUUCUAUGUGUGGAUGGAGGUGCCACCACAGAUAGCGUCCCCAGGCUCAGCAUCUCCCUACUGCCAACCUCCAAAGCCCAUUCCCAUCUCUUUGUGCCAAGCAGUAGAUUGGAUGAAUCCCUUCACCAACAUUUCUGUGUGUUCUCAGCCCUCCAGGGCUGCAGCCACCAAAGUUCCCUUGCAGCUCCAAGCAAUGCCACGUCUGUGCAAUUUAACAUCAGUGUGUGUUUAAAAUGUUUUCCCCUCUUGUGCAAUGUGUCAUCUGCAAAGUGAACGCU